This is a messenger RNA of Chiloscyllium plagiosum (whitespotted bambooshark), 3253 nucleotides long. It is a transcript of the gene phf23b, whose product is annotated as PHD finger protein 23b. NCBI's taxonomy places the organism in Eukaryota, Metazoa, Chordata, Chondrichthyes, Orectolobiformes, Hemiscylliidae. The record is from RefSeq and is a predicted model, not a curated record. Gene Ontology annotation, cellular component: nucleus.
GAGGAGCGCGCGCCGGGAAAGGCAGAGAGUGUGUUUGUUGCGGGCGGUGGAAAGCGCGUCCUCGUGGCAUCGAGUGCGGCCGGCGAGCGGGGGCGCGCGCGGGGGAGAGGGUCGGUGCGCGUGUCCGUGAGGAGGAGGAGUCGGUUCUCGGCGGCGGCGGCGAUGCUGAAGAUGGCGGAGGAUCCAUUGCAAACUGUCGGAGCAGACUCUCAGCCAGCUGAGAAACGGAAGCGUACAGUGGAGGACUUCAAUCAGUUCUGUAACUUUGUUCUGGCGUACACUGGCUACAUUCCGCCCUGCAGAGAGGAGUGUGACUGGACGCCAUCAAGUUCAAAUUCCCCAGUGCCGACAGAGAGUGUUUUGGACAGUGACAGCUGGGACUCCACCCAGUCUGUUGACUUUGACACCAUCCAGAAUUUUGUGAAGAAGGCGAGCAGCUCCAGGAGGAAUGGGUUCCAUCCCCUGAGACCGGACGGGGUGCUCCUGGACAGGCUGAAGCUCAAGGAUUCCUUGUACCCAGCCCCGGAGGAAAAGAAGGAGAAGAGGAGCAAGCACUGGCCCUCUGAGGCGGAGCAGCUGAGGCCCCUGGAUGGCGAGAAGUCCACCUUCUCCCGGAUCAAGAGGAGGAAGAAACGCAAGCUGAAGAAAGAGAGAGCGGAGAAGAAAGUCAAGGCCUCGCUGAGUGAGACCGACUCGGACGAAGAGCUGGUGAAAGGGAACUUUCUCCCCGAGCCUCUGAGGCCAGAUCCGGAGGGUGUUUAUAGUGAGAGUUAUCAAAUGGAAAUCAAAGACUCGCUCAGUGUGGGAAACAGCCGAGACGGGGGCAGCAGCUCCAGUGAAGGCGAGACACGCAUCAUGGACGAAGACAUCAUGGUGGAAUCAGAUGAUGACUCUUGGAGCCUGGUGACCUGUUACUGCCAGAAGCCGUUUGCGGGCAGGCCGAUGAUUGAGUGUAACCAGUGCAACACCUGGAUCCACCUGUCCUGUGCUAAAAUCCGCAAGUCUAAAGUCCCUGACGUCUUUUUCUGCGAGAGAUGCCGAGAUGGGAAGAAGUCAAACUCAAGCCGGAAAAAAGUUCCCUGAAGCUAAAGGUUCUGUCAGUGACUUGCCUGGAUGAGGCAUAUAUAAACAAAACCGAGGAAUGGGAACACACAUGAAGGAAGCUGCAAGCUCAUUGUAAGAAACCUUGGGUAUCGGGGAUCAGGGCUGGGAGGGGGGCAGCGGGAAAUGAAACCAUCAGUAAAUAAUGUGAGGAACUCUUCACAUUGUGAGGUACUGGCCAAAGGGGACUGUGUCUUUAGGGUGGCUCUCAAACCAGCUCAGGCGGUCUCUGCUGUCUUCCACCUCUGGCGGAGUGGGGUCUGGAAGAUCCCCCCUCGCUGGGUUACAGGUUGGAGAAAUGACCCUUACUCCCCAGCAGCUCCGAUCCGCCCGCAACUCGCAAACCAGAAGUAAAGCUGUCUCGAUGUUUGAGAGGAGAGACUGUGUGGGUCUGCUGGUGCCUAGCACCCCAGUUUGGAGAUGGACGGGAUUGAGGUGGCUUGCUGGGGCGCGAGAGAGAGUAUUCUCCUGAACUGUGGUGGAGGGCCACGUGAACAUGGAGCCUGGCAGAUCUGAAACCCCAGCAGCAGCCACCAUGUGAUGACAGGACUCAAAUAAACCAUUUCCUGUAUUUGUGGACGUUUCGCUUCACUGUUCAGUUUGUCUUUUCUUUUUAAAUACCUGUUUUAAAGAGGACCCUUGGGGAAUGGUGUGCUGGUACUGUCGGCAAGGUCCAGCACUCACUGUCUUCUCUGAAGAUUCGGGGCUUGAUCCUCCUGCGAUCCUAGGCCAUGGCACUGUUUGUUUCCUCGCUCCGUGGUUUCCCCGAGGACAGUGACAGGGAACGUUUGUGUUUGACUCCUUCCUGAGACACCGGAAUGUCUCCAGGAACCAAGUGCAAGACUGUCCAGUCAGAAGUUAGGUGUUUCUUUUAGCUGGGGAGGUGUUGGGGGAGAGGGGUGUUUGGAAAUGUAGCCAUUUCUCUGCUUGGCCAUUCAGGCAUUGCAAAGUGUUACCAAUUCCCUCCUUGGUUUUAAAUCAUAAAACUGAGCACUGGCGGCUGAGUUCCCCCCCUGCCUCCCGGCCAGAUGUUUAGGAUUGAGGUGGGUGGCUGACUCCUGAGGCUGUGCCUUGCUAUGUUUGAGGACCAGUGCUCAGAAUGGCUCUGCACUGACCCCCUGCUCGAAACCACCCGGAUGGGUUCAGGAAAGGGUCAGCUCUGGUCAAACAGCCCUCCUGCCACACGUUAACCCCAGCUCCCGAUGCGGUCAUCAUGGGCGGUGAGCACCUGACCAGGCCAGCUUGUCGAUAACAUCCCUUUGUUAAAUGUUCAGCCCAGUGGAGCACUUCUGUUGAAUGCACCUCCAUCUCAGCUGUGCGCUAAGAGGAGUUUAAAGGUCAGAGGGGAUCGACUGUCCCUGUCCGAUGUGUAGCUGUGCUGUAAGGAUGGCCAGAUAAUGGGGCAGGAACGACAAACAGGCAUGAAGCAGAUCAGUUUGAAUGUUAUACUCAGGACUCGAUGUUUUGGAAAGUAAUCUGAAACAAUAACUAUUGAAAUUGUAGUGAUGCACAUCUUGUAAAUAUUUAAACCUUUUGCCUGUGCAGAACAAGGGGAGACUCCCAGCAGUGUAGAUACUCCGUGGCUUCUAUAUGACUGCACUGUCACAGCUUUACCUAGGCGUGAGAGAGAGAGAGAGAGAGUGUGUGUGUCUGCGUGGGGUGGGGGGAAGGUUGUCUUAUCAAGCUGCCUGCCUUUUUAUUGCUGUCUUGAUGACUGAAUGUAGCAUUGAGUUUUGGACCACUUCCUGGAGCAUGAGGCAGUGUGUGGUGCACAGUUGUAAGCCUAACAGGGCACGUUCUGCGGAUGAAGACGAUGUCCACAUGUGGUUGUGUGUCUGUCGAGAGCUGCCGCAGUUGUGUUACCCAAGUGGGAACCUGGGCCACACCAGCACGGCACAUUGCCCUGGUUUCAGUGCUCCCCGCCCAUGCCCUCACCGGUCUCGAUAGUUUGAAUUCAGCUGAGGAUUUCCAGGGCCUGAAUGGUGUCGAGUCCAGAGUUAGUGCCCAAACUUAGACUGAAACCUAUUUUUGCAAAAGUGAAUGUAAAUAAGUGUGUCAGAUAUUCAGAAGUGGGGGUGGGGGCUGCGGGGGAAGCAGAUUUGAACAAACAAUGUUUGAUUUUUUUUUGAAGAAAAUAAAACUGAUUUGGUAA